AUGGAAUUCGUUAAAGACCUCGAAGAUAGAUUGCUUUUUGCUGUGCCCAAGAAGGGCAGAAUUUAUGAAACGUGUAUGGAUUUACUCAAGGGCUGUGACAUUCAUUUCAACAGAAGUUCACGCCAAGACAUUGCCCUUUGCACCAACCUGCCUAUUGCUCUUGUUUUUCUGCCUGCUGCCGAUAUCGCCAAAUAUGUAGCUGACGGUGAUGUGGAUCUAGGUAUUACUGGCCAGGAUAUUGUUAAAGAAAGUGGCGCCGAGCAAAAAAUUCGUGAAGUUCAGGAAUUGGAGUUUGGAAAGUGCCGACUUUGUCUUUGUGUACCUCAAAAGGGUCCUUAUCAAACAAUUGAAUCGCUGGUCGGUAAACGUAUUGUUACAAGUUUUGUAAAUACAGCAGCCAAAGUGUUUGAGCCUUUGGAUCAAGCUUCUGGAAAGAAGACUGUUAUUCAGCACGUUUCUGGUUCCGUCGAAGCUGCUUGUGCACUUGGCUUGGCAGAUGGUAUUGUCGAUCUUGUUGAAACUGGUGAAUCAAUGCGUGCAGCAGGUCUUCACGAUAUUCACGAUAUUAUGCACACCCAAUCUAUUUUGAUAGCCAACAAAAAGUCAAAGCAUACGGAUUUGAUUGAAAGAAUUGCGUCACGUGUGCGCGGUGUGAUAACUGCUAAAAAGUUUGUUUUAUGCACUUACAAUAUUCAGCGCAAAAAUCUUGACAAAGCUGUCAAAAUCACGCCAGGUCGUCAAGGUCCUACCAUUUCCACAUUGGAAAUGAAGGGUGAUAAUGAAUGGUUAUCUGUUUCCUCUAUGAUAUUGAAAAAGGAAAAAGGAGAUAUCAUGGAUCAGUUAACGGAUUGUGGUGCUACGGAUAUAAUGGUAAUGGGUUUUGCAAGCUGUCGCGUCUAG
Molecule: messenger RNA, 900 nt
Organism: Mycotypha africana
Lineage: Eukaryota; Fungi; Mucoromycota; Mucoromycetes; Mucorales; Mycotyphaceae
Product: HisG-domain-containing protein
Exons: 2
Coding region: 1-900 (299 amino acids)
Biological process (GO): L-histidine biosynthetic process
Cellular component (GO): cytoplasm
Molecular function (GO): ATP phosphoribosyltransferase activity; magnesium ion binding
Source: RefSeq, a predicted model, not a curated record